UUUCUCUUCUUCCGUCUUCUUCUUAAUUUUUUUUUUCUUCUUUCUUUCUGAGAUUUGCUUUCUCUGCUAGAGACUGUAACAGUACGAGUAGCUACUUUUGCCUGUUGUCUACAUUUUAAAUCUGCUCUUUACUUUCUCGAGUUCUUAGUGAACUCAAGAUUUUUUUUUUUUUUUUGGUUUUUUAGGGUUCGUAGAAACAAUUUUGGAUCUUGAGUCCGCAGCAGAAAAGACCCGACUUUGAUUACUGGGUAUAUAAAAAAAAAAUCUGUGAAACCGCCAUUGUUGUUCUCUGUACUGCUUUUGGGGAUUUAGGGUUUACGAUUUGUGGGUGGUAGAUAAAUUUUGUUCUUCAAAAAGUUUCCUUUUUUUAAAUCUCUUAGAUUCUUAAAGACUUGUAAUUUAAGGUUUUAAAUGCAUGGAAGGGAGGGAAGCUAUGCCAUUUCCAGGCUCGCAUUCUCAGUACUAUCUUCAGAGAGGAGCCUUUACCAAUCUUGCACCUUCCCAGGUUGCGAAUGGGUUUCACGUGCCGCCGCCACCUCCGGGAAUGAGGCCAAUGUCAAAUUCAAUCGUUCACCACCCUCAGGCUAGCAAUCCAGGGCCUCCUUUCUCCAUGGCUGAGCACAGGCAUUCUGAUUUUGGCCACAGUAUUCAUAUGGGGAUGUCUUCUUCUGCGGAGGUGCAGCCGCCUUUGUCGCAGCCUCCGCCACCGCCGGAGACACCGAUGGUUAAGAAGAAACGUGGACGGCCAAGGAAGUAUGUUCCUGAUGGACAAGUUUCUUUAGGGCUUUCUCCAAUCCCUUGUGUUAGUAAGAAGUCUAAGGACUCUUCUUCAAUGUCUGAUCAUAAUGCGCCUAAACGAGCUAGAGGUCGACCCCCUGGAACUGGAAGAAAGCAACGCUUGGCUAAUCUUGGUGAGUGGAUGAAUACAUCAGCUGGGUUUGCUUUUGCACCUCAUGUGAUCAGCGUUGGAGCAGGAGAAGAUAUUGUUUCGAAAGUUUUGUCAUUUUCACAGAAAAGACCUCGGGCUCUUUGUAUAAUGUCAGGCACUGGAACGGUGUCUUCAGUCACUUUGCGUGAACCCGCUUCAACAACGCCUUCCUUAACAUUCGAGGGACGUUUUGAGAUUUUAAGUUUAGGUGGAUCUUAUCUGGUGAAUGAAGAAGGUGGAUCCAAAAGUCGAAUAGGCGGUUUAAGUGUAUCUCUUUCUGGUAUUGAAGGUCACGUUAUUGGCGGUGGAACUGGAAUGCUUAUCGCAGCCAGCCUCGUUCAGGUGGUAGCUUGUAGUUUUGUAUACGGAGCAAGUGCCAAAUCUUAUCAUACCAAUAACAACAAGACCAUCAAACAAGAAAAAGAACCAAAAGAAGAGCACAACAAUAGCGAUAUGGAGACCACACCAGCUAGUGCACCAGAACCAGAAGCAUCGGCAGGUCAGCAGACACCACAGAACUUCUCAGCUCAGGGAAUGAGCGGAUGGCCCGGUUCAGGUUCAGGCUCAGGCAGAUCACUUGACUCGAGUAGAACCCUACUCACUGAUAUCGAUUUGACUCGUGGAUGAUUCUAAACAAAAGCAUUAGUCUUUCUUCCUACCACCACCCUUUAGUCUUUGAAGAAGAAGAAGAAGCAGCAGCAUACAUAAUGUGAGUGCUGUACAUAUCUUUGUUGUUGUAGAUUUAUCUCUGGGAAUGUUAAAACCAGACAUUUAAGGAUUGAGAGCAGAUCUCUCAGUACCUUCUAACAUUGUUAAAUGUAACAGAACCACCCCCCACUUUCAGGCUUUUUUAAGGAGAUAUUUAACUAUAUU
Molecule: messenger RNA, 1801 nt
Organism: Capsella rubella
Lineage: Eukaryota; Viridiplantae; Streptophyta; Magnoliopsida; Brassicales; Brassicaceae
Product: AT-hook motif nuclear-localized protein 5
Exons: 5
Coding region: 416-1555 (379 amino acids)
Molecular function (GO): minor groove of adenine-thymine-rich DNA binding
Source: RefSeq, a predicted model, not a curated record